AUGAAUAUAUCCAAUGAUUCUCCUAUUCCUCUAGGCUUUGUUAGUGAUGUUCCAACUACUCUUGCAUGGGAAAAUGAUGAUUUCUCAGAAGAAACUAGAUCUAGCAAAGGGACAACUCACAUAACUGAGGGCAUUAUCAUUCAAAGGGAGCAAAGUACAAGUACUUUGUUACAGAGACGAGAUAUCAGGUCAAGAUCCCUCCCAGCAGAUAUCAGGUAUAUCAGGUCAUUCGCAGGUCAAGAUCCCUUCCAGCACCAUCACACACAUUAAUCCUUAUUUUCUUGGAAAAAGAAAAACUGUUAAUUUAAACGAUGCCAUGCAAAAUAAGGAAAUCGAGGAAGAACAUCAUAUAUUACCUCAGAUUGAUGCUAAGAAGAAUGACCUUGCAUUCUGUCUAUGCAGAUACCUUGGUAGGAGCAGUGCAAAUUCUAAAUUGGACAGGAUUUAACACCAGACUAGCUGUCAAUAGAAACAUACAUCCCCAGUCAAAACUUGGGUAUCUACCUGUAAUUGCUGCUUCCCCUACAGAACUGUCAACAGUAAACGAAAUAUUGAAUUGAGGCCAUUUAUGCCAAAAUUCAACAAAUAAGAUGAAAGGAUGAAAGAUACCUUGGCCAAUUUGUUGUCCUACUUAGAGAUUUCCACAUGGCAAUGGCAUUCUGUGGAGCUAUAUCAAAACUCUUCAAAGAUGCUGGAUUACAGGACGGUAUAGUAUUUUUGAUAUCUUUAUUUUUUCCAAUUAGGUCUGACCAAAAAAUAAUAUGUUAACCCUCCAAGUGGCAAUGCACCCUGAUGCGCCCUAUCUUAUUACGUAUUUUACUCUGUCUAACGCCAGACGAUUUUACUUGUCAAGUGGAGAGUGCUGCCACUGAACAGGUUAAAUUGUCAAUCAUUUUUUAAUAGGACGUUCUCAUUGAGUCUGAAGUUGUAGCAGCUGGAUCCAUUAAUGGAGUUAAAAGAUCAAAGUUCAUAGGCAUCCCUGUAACAAUCUACCUUGCCUCUCACAAUACCUUUUUACUCACACAUUUGUUUACACAGAGUAACAUGGAUACUUACAGGGGAUUUUUAUACCAUUUUAAUAAUUUACAAUUAUAUUAUAGCCCAUUUCCCUUUACAAACCUACCAAGACCCUAACCCAACCCUAAUCCCUGAUAUGACCGAAAUUGAUGAGGAGGCCCUUUUGGCUGGUGACAACUCUGACAACUAUAACGAAAACUUCACUAUGAACAACAGUCUAGAAAUAGAUGAACUUUGUCUGUAUGACAUGGAGGACAAAGCAACAAAUGAACAUGAACAAAACACCGGAUCACCAGACACUGACAAACAACAUAUAAACGAACCCAGCAUUGAACAAAACAUUACUGAACAGUGUAUGGACAGACCAAACACUGAUGAGGUAGACAUGGACAUAACUGAAGAGGCGAAUAACAAUGACGCCAACUCACACCAAAACAGUUCUACUAACCAACACCAAUCUCACAACAAGGACAACAUGCACAACCAUACACAUAACAGUAUUGACUUUAUCGACGUGCCAAAACACUUACUAACAUCUUUUAUGGACUUAAAAUAUGACACAACAAACUACUUACAAACCUGGAAAACUUACAAGAACACAGGAAAACAAAUACAUUACCUCCUGGCCUGA
Messenger RNA from Paramuricea clavata, 1648 nucleotides. NCBI's taxonomy places the organism in Eukaryota, Metazoa, Cnidaria, Anthozoa, Malacalcyonacea, Plexauridae. The record is from the annotation of a GenBank genome assembly.